CGGUGACCGGUGGGGUCCAGCGCGUAGUCUAACUCAUCAGCACUCCAGCAACAGGGGACAGGCAUAUUACUCAGUUGUUACUUAUUUAUUGUAUUAUUUUAUUUUUUAUUACUAUACCUUCUUUCAUUUUCAUUUUAAAAGUAGGAGGACUGAAAGUUCAACCUCCACGCCUGUCCUCAGACUUAGCUUACUGCUGCUUUACUGAAUUCAAGGUACCUCCUGUGCCACUCUUUGCUUGUGGGCCACAAUGGGAGUCAAAGCUGCCCUUCCCAAAUAUGAGCUAUACAUCUACAUGGCUGUUUUGUACAUGGCUAUGAUCUGGGCUGGUAGCUGGGUGCUUGAAGUCUCCAGUGUGAAUGUGAACAGGAAGGCUUUCAAGGCCACUGUGAAGUCAGGAUGGCACUACUUCGGGAGGAAGAUGGACAUUGCUGAUUUUGAAUGGGUCAUGUGGUUCAGCACGUUCCGCAACCAUAUAUUGUUCGCCCUGUCGGGUCAUGUGAUCUUCGCUAAGAUCUGCUCCAUGUUGGCUCCUCAGCACAGGUCCAUAAUGUACAUGGCAUAUGGGAUGAUGGCCAUCUUCAGUAGCAUGGGCUGGACCUAUGUGGCCCUCAUCCUGUCCCACUGCAUCCUGCUCUACAGCAUCUCAUUGGUCAAGCUCAGGUGGCUCUGCUUUGUAGCCGGCUUUACCAGCCUGGCCACCAUUAAGGUGGAGCCCUUUAUCUCUUGGCAGGGUGGUUUCAUGAAAGGAACCUUUGAGCUGCAGCAGGUGCUGUUUUACGGAGGCUGUGGAUUCUCCAUCAUGCGCUGCAUGAGCUUUGCUCUGGAGAACUGUGAAAAGAAGGAGAGCAAUUAUAGCUUUCUGGAGCUCCUUAAGUAUAACUUCUAUCUCCCCUUCUUCUACUUUGGACCUGUCAUGACUUUUGAUAAAUUUCACACUCAGGUCAACAGUCCUGAUUUGACUCGUAAGGAGAGGGAGAUGUGGAACAUCACCACCCAAGCCGUGUUGCACCUUGUGGCCAUUAUCAUAGUGGACAUCCUUUUCCACUUCCUGUACAUCCUCACCAUACCCAAUGACAUCAAGCUGUUGAAGCACCUCUCAGAUUGGGCACUUGCUGGUUUGGCCUACUCCAAUUUGGUGUAUGACUGGAUCAAAGCAGCUGUAAUGUUUGGGGUCAUAAAUACAGUGUCCAGACUGGAUCACCUUGAUCCCCCUAAGCCUCCGAAAUGCAUCACCUUGCUGUAUGUUUUUGCUGAAACACAUUUUGAUAGAGGAAUAAAUGACUGGCUCUGCAAGUACGUUUAUGACUAUCUGGGUGGAAACCAUGACAACAUCUGGAAUGAGCUUUUGGCAACCGUCAGCACAUUUGGAAUCACCGCUUUGUGGUUGGGACCGCGUGAGGUGGUGUUCAUCUGGUCUUUCUUCAAUUGCUUUGGCUUGAACUUUGAGCUGUGGCUGGCCAAGUUUUUUUCGCUGGAGCCAUUUGCAUCCAUGGAGAUGGUGAUGUCUGAAGCCAUGUCUCGGAGGAUUAGGGCAAUCUUCAAUGCUGCUAACUUCUGGACGAUUGUCCUGUACAAUAUCCUGGCACUCAACAGCUUUGAUUUUGCCAAGCUAGUUGCCAGGAGACUACUCAUCAAAGGCUUCCCUGUUUCCACACUAUCUGUGCUGUUUGUCACAUACUGUGGCGUGCAGCUGAUCAAGGAACGUGAGAGGAGGCUGGCCUUGCUGGCUGAUCCUGACCCCAUCCCAGCCCCUGCCCCUGCCCCUCCUCCCACAGCAGUCUCUGCCCCUGUCACUCAUACUGGCCCCACCCUGAAAGAGCCUGUGGCAAUGGAGGAGCCAGGGAAGGAGAAAGCAGAGUAACAAGUUCCACAGAACUCCUCAUAGAAGGAGUCACAGAACUCCUUAUAGUUCUCAGUGCCAUCACUACUUGAGUGACAAUGAGCAGGAGCGGAAUUAGCGGGGGUGACAUGGGUGUGUCACACCCAUAUGAACAGCCAUGGGGGGGUCCCCUGAGAACCCAAAAAUAUACUCUAACUUAGGUCUAAUUUAUGAAAAACUUUGUUCAAUGAAUGUCAACAAGUAACAUUGUGUAUCAUUUGCAUUAAAAUCAAAUAAUAUAUACUUUUUAAUCAGAAUUUAUGUUGAAAUGUAUCAUAUUUUUAAAGUAGACUUUCUCUCAUUGUGCCUUGCAUCCAUAUGUCCUGUAUAACAGGCUAUCUCCACCCCAGACUAUGAGCCACUUAGACACUUCCAUCACCACAGCUUUUAGUUCAUAUUUUUAAGUUCCAGAUCACAGCUAGUGUCAUCAGUCUGAGAAUGAGUGCUUUAGUUGGACACCCUCCACCUCUAGCAGCCCUCAAUACAUUUCUUAAAGAAUGCAUUCAGACCAUGUCAGGAAAGUACACUUCAUAUCAUUAUGGGAACACUAGAACCAUUCCCUAUUGUAAUGUUUUUUUAAAUUCAUUACCUGUACGUACAUGUUCAUAAAUGGUCAGACAGUAGUCUUGGCUUCUGAUGAUUAAUCUUAGGAGUGAAGCAAAAGGUAGAAACAGUCACUGCUUGGCUCAGGCAUAACUGUUCUUGGUGGAGAGAUUGACUGAUCUAUUGUAAUGCCUCUCUCAGUCAGAGGGGAAAGGGCAUGGAGUGCUGCCUCUCUGACAAGGUGGCUUAGAUUAGCUUCUUAAAGGUCAUAGGAUCAUGAAUAUGAUUAAACCAACUUUUAGAUUCUGCUCAUCUUCAUAAACAGCGGUACUUCAUAUUCAGCUAGAUGGCUGACGUGACAUUACUCAGCUCCACUUUUAGAGUAUUCUGUUCUACUGGAAAAGCUUUACUCUGGAAUGGGGAACAGCUGAUGAAUGUUUUUCCAUGCGCAAUGCUAGUAAGAGCUAUAUCUGUAUGAUUUACUAUACAAAACUGCAUCCAAAUAAUGUUACAGCAUAGGGGUUUUUUUUCCAUAUAAAUAUUAGAAAAUAUAAACUACCAUUAUUUAAUAUGUUUAACAUUUCUGGACAGAACUGUUACAAAGGUAAAUUAAUCUUGGUGUGGAAAGAUGAAAGAAACAUUA
Molecule: messenger RNA, 3065 nt
Organism: Anguilla rostrata (American eel)
Lineage: Eukaryota; Metazoa; Chordata; Actinopteri; Anguilliformes; Anguillidae
Gene: hhatlb
Product: hedgehog acyltransferase like, b
Exons: 12
Coding region: 248-1861 (537 amino acids)
Biological process (GO): negative regulation of N-terminal protein palmitoylation
Cellular component (GO): endoplasmic reticulum
Molecular function (GO): acyltransferase activity
Source: RefSeq, a predicted model, not a curated record